GUGUGUGUGUGUGUGUGUGUGUGUGUGUGUGUGUGUGUGUGUAGACAUGUCGGGCUGCAGGCUGAUGAGGGCCGUCCUGGUCCGCGAGUUCGGGUCUCCGUCGGUCCUCAGACUGUGUUCAGAUGUUCCUGUCCCUCAGCCCGGACCCUCACAGGUCCUGAUCCGGGUCCAGGCGUGCGGCGUGAACCCCGUGGAGACGUACAUCCGUGCGGGGACCUACGCCCGGCGGCCCUCGCUGCCCUACACGCCGGGCUCUGAUGCAGCUGGAGUGGUGGAAGCUGUUGGAGCAGGAGUCACUGCAGUAAAGGCAGGACAGCGUGUGUUCACCACCUCUUCGGUCUCUGGAGGUUAUGCUGAGUUCUGUGUAUCAGAGGAGUCGUCCGUCUUCCAGCUUCCUGAUUCUCUGGACUUCCUGCAGGGUUCAGCCAUCGGGGUCCCCUACUUCACCGCCUACAGGGCCCUGCUGCACAGAGCUCACACCAGAGCUGGAGAGACCGUCCUGGUCCACGGAGCCAGCGGAGGGGUGGGCGUGGCAGCGGUCCAGCUGGCCCGGGCUCUGGGCUGCAGGGUUCUGGGGACAGCAGGGACCCCUGAGGGCCUCAAGCUGGUCCUGAAGAACGGAGCCCACCAGACCUUCAACCACCGGGAGGAGGACUACACACACACCAUCAUGGAGGCCACAGAGGGCCGAGGAGUGGAUGUGAUAGUGGAGAUGUUGUCUAACGUGAACCUGAGUAAAGAUCUCCAGAUGUUGGCGUAUGGAGGACGUGUUACGGUGGUCGGCUGCAGAGGAUCCAUAGAGAUCAACCCCAGAGACACCAUGAUGAAGGAGAGUAGCAUCCUGGGAGUGUCCCUGUUCUCUGCUACACCGGAGGAGAACCGUGAGUGUGCGGCGCUGCUCCACGCCGGGAUGGAGGCGGGCUGGCUGCGUCCGGCCGUGGGCUCCCAGUAUCCUCUGGACCAGGCCGCCCAGGCCCACCAUGACAUCAUCCAGUGCCCCGGGGCUGCUGGGAAAACAGUCCUCACCAUGUGAUGAUGUCACCACAGGUCAAAGGGCACCAAGUGCAUACGACACUACCCAGUUUCUGCUUUUCCAUGAUACUGCAACAAUGCUACUUUACCCAGUUCCACAGUUUAUUAUAGAUAGUAUAUAUAAAUACAUUAAUGAAAACAUGAUCACACCACCUUGUUCUGCAAUUUCUUGACUGAAUAUGACUAAAUGAAUAAAAAGAGACACAAAACAAGAAAACAAGGUGGUCUAACCUUUUUGUCCAUGACUGAAUAUUCUGUGUACUAGUAUUUUUCCACAAUGCUACUUUUCCCAGUUCCAUUUUAAUAUAGAUAUUAUAUAUGUAGUAUGUUAUAGCAGCGAGUCUGAACUUCUAACCGGAAAAAAAAUCCCCCCUUGCUAGAAUUUGUCAUCUGCAUUAACAAAACCAGGAAAUAGUGAAGGAAAAUAAAAUAUUUGAAUAUAAAAA
Messenger RNA from Centropristis striata (black sea bass), 1478 nucleotides. It is a transcript of the gene cryz, whose product is annotated as crystallin, zeta (quinone reductase). The coding region runs from base 47 to 1033 and encodes 328 amino acids. Gene Ontology annotation, cellular component: cytosol. Lineage: Eukaryota; Metazoa; Chordata; Actinopteri; Perciformes; Serranidae. The record is from RefSeq and is a predicted model, not a curated record. Gene Ontology annotation, molecular function: mRNA 3'-UTR binding; quinone reductase (NADPH) activity; NADPH binding. The transcript has 8 exons.